Messenger RNA from Hibiscus syriacus, 1261 nucleotides. Its product is annotated as transcription factor VIP1-like. The transcript has 4 exons. The record is from RefSeq and is a predicted model, not a curated record. Gene Ontology annotation, biological process: regulation of DNA-templated transcription. Gene Ontology annotation, molecular function: DNA-binding transcription factor activity. The coding region runs from base 110 to 1075 and encodes 321 amino acids. Lineage: Eukaryota; Viridiplantae; Streptophyta; Magnoliopsida; Malvales; Malvaceae. Gene Ontology annotation, cellular component: nucleus.
CCCCAAGCUCUCUCUCAACCCAUAUGUCGCUCUGCUUUUAAAUUCAACCACCGCUUACUAUCCUUCGCCUUGCUCUAUCCAGACCGCGGAGCAAAAUCUGACGGUGGAGAUGGACCAAAUGCUUCCUCGUGGAAUUCACCAUCGGCGAGCCCACUCCGAUACUACUUUCCGUUUCGACGAUAUUCUCCUCUUCGACCCACCCGAUCUCGAUCUUUCCUCCAUUUACCUCCCGCCUUCCACCUCCAAUCCCGCUCCGCCCCCAGUCAUCCCCGUUCCUACCGAUUCCUCCGAUGACUCCUCUUCCAACGGCCAGCCCUCUCGCUCCUCCCGCAGCAACUCUAGGCGUAUAUCUUCCCAUGUCCGUGGUCUUUCUUUUGAUUCUGAUUUCUUCGACGGACUCGGAUUGACUGAGCCCGCAAAUUCCGGAGGAGCUGGAGAUGAGAAAAUUGGCGGGAAAGAAGGGGCGGGAGAGAAGAGGGUUCACCAUAGGCAUAGUAACUCGAUGGAUUGUACGGCGUCGUUCAUGAUGGAGUCCUUGAUCGCCGUUGACGGUGCUAAGAAGGCUAUUGCUCCUGAUAAACUCGCUGAGCUUGCCCUUAUUGAUCCCAAGAGAGCUAAAAGGAUUCUGGCCAACAGGCAAUCCGCGGCUCGUUCAAAGGAGAGGAAGAUUCGAUACACCAGUGAGCUGCAGAGGAGAGUUCAGACCCUUCAAACAGAAGCUACCAAUCUUUCCGCUCAGGUCACAAUGUUAGAGAGAGACACUACUGGAUUGACAACUGAGAAUAAGGAACUCAAAUUACGGCUAGAGGCCAUGGAGCAACAAGCUCAGCUUAGAGACGCUCUAAAUGAAACUUUGAGGGAAGAAGUGCAACGGCUUAAGAUACAAGCCAGCCAAAUGUCAGCUAUGAAUGGGAAACAUUUCAAUGGCGGACUGCCUCAAAUUUUCCCUCACCAUCCAUCUCCGCAACACUUAAGCGGCCACCAGACCCUACAGCAACAACAGCAGAUGCCUCAGUCAUCCACCAACAAUGGGCAUUUGCAGCCUCGGUUCAUGGAUUUUAACCAGGAAGCAUAGCUUGAUGUGGGAAGAGAAUGCUCAAAAAACAUAAAAAGUACAAAGUAUAUGUAAAUGUAUGGUAGGUCAGGGUUGUGAAAUGGUGCUGGAUUAGUCCAUAUCAUAGGUUUCACAUGACUUUAUUAUCACCAUAGUAACGGUAAGAGAAAUGAAAAGAAAUGAGGGUUGAGAUGAUCUUCAAUUAAU